This is a messenger RNA of Trichomonas vaginalis G3, 558 nucleotides long. RefSeq names its product G-quadruplex DNA binding. The transcript has a single exon. The record is from RefSeq and is a predicted model, not a curated record. Gene Ontology annotation, cellular component: condensed nuclear chromosome; Mre11 complex. Gene Ontology annotation, biological process: chromosome organization involved in meiotic cell cycle; double-strand break repair; telomere maintenance via recombination. Gene Ontology annotation, molecular function: single-stranded telomeric DNA binding; double-stranded telomeric DNA binding; G-quadruplex DNA binding. Bases 1 to 558 code for a protein of 185 amino acids. NCBI's taxonomy places the organism in Eukaryota, Parabasalia, Trichomonadida, Trichomonadidae.
AUGGCAUCCCAAGAUCUACAGAAAUUUAGUGCUGCACUAAAUAAUUCUAUUAUUGAGUUUCAUCAAAAGAAAAUUUGUAAGAUCAAUGAAAUUCUGGAAAGAAAAUGGUCUGAGUGUUAUGAAGCAAUUGACAUUGAAAAGAUUUUAAUUGUUGCUAGUACAAGCACAGAAAAGUUUGUAAAUGACGAAAAUAAUGGCAAGAAGCCAAAAGAUAGCAAUAGUCCAAAGAAAAGUAGGGAAAGUCCAAAGAAGGGUAUAAUCAAUUCUAAUACAGAUAAAACUAAAUAUACAGAAGAAAUAAAUGUCAAAUUAGAAAGAUUAAUGUUUAAUUACAAAGUUGUUAUGCUUAGGAAUGGCCAAGAGCUUGAAAUGAGAGGAAGAUGCAGUGAAGGACAAAAAGUGUUAGCAAGCCUUAUCAUCAGAAUGGCUUUAGCUGAAGCAUUUAAUUGUAAUAUUAUCUCUUUGGAUGAACCCACAACAAAUUUGGAUAGUACUCACAUGAGUAAAAUUGCAACACUUUUAUCUGAUGAUUUCGAAAAGAUGAGCCAAAACCAGUAA